AUGACAAUGGAGGGGACCAUGGGCGGCGCCCCAUGCAGGAGAGAAGGCGACUUUGACCUUGUUUCACAAAUAGGCAGGCGUGGUACACCCCAGGCGACGCCAGGCCAGGCUAUGGGCGAUUCCCAGGGUGAGCUUGGCGUGGGCGACUCUCCUGCUGCUCCUUCUGGCGGCUCCCGGUGGGGCAUGUGCCGUGGCGAUGAUGGGCAUUGUUGGCGAGACGACGGAGAGCUGUCCCUAGGUGGCGCCAGUGGUGCUACGGGCGGCACCCCUUUGGGUGGCGCCAGGGGCUUGGGCGAUCCCCUCUCCAGCACUGGUGGCUUGGGCUAUCCUCUUGGCGACAGUAUUGAUGAGGUCUCGGCAGAUAGCGAGAGGAUCAUUGGAGGAAUCAUGGGCGAAGCCAUGACAAUGGAGGGGACCAUGGGCGGCGCCCCAUGCAGGAGAGAAGGCGACUUUGACCUUGUUUCACAAAUAGGCAGGCGUGGUACACCCCAGGCGACGCCAGGCCAGGCUAUGGGCGAUUCCCAGGGUGAGCUUGGCGUGGGCGACUCUCCUGCUGCUCCUUCUGGCGGCUCCCGGUGGGGCAUGUGCCGUGGCGAUGGUACUUUUGGAACUUUUGGCGUGACCUCAGGCAUGGGGAAAGAAACCUUGUGUAACCCUUGUAAAAUAGCAGGAGGAGCCCAAGGCGUUGGAGAACUGCAAGGAGGGGUCUCAAGAGAGACAGACUACACUUGUCAUGAGCUGGGCAGCGCACCAGGCGGCCUCCCAAGCGUGAUUCAAGCCUCCUUUCGCGAGGCCAGUGAUGGAAACAUCGCUCAAGGUGCUGAGCUUCUUGCUCUAGGCGGCGGCGGUGACUUGGAUGCCUUGGAUGAUGCUGGUGGAGGUCCAGGCCAUUUGAGCAAUUCCUGA
Ilex paraguariensis (yerba mate) is the source of this 906-nucleotide messenger RNA. Lineage: Eukaryota; Viridiplantae; Streptophyta; Magnoliopsida; Aquifoliales; Aquifoliaceae. The record is from the annotation of a GenBank genome assembly.